Lachancea meyersii CBS 8951 is the source of this 2622-nucleotide messenger RNA. NCBI's taxonomy places the organism in Eukaryota, Fungi, Ascomycota, Saccharomycetes, Saccharomycetales, Saccharomycetaceae. The record is from the annotation of a GenBank genome assembly.
AUGAGGCUUUCCGUCUGGAUUUCUGGUGUUUUAGCCAUUGUUAGUGUUACUCAAGGUGCGCUACUUGGUCUUGACUACGGCCAUGAGUUCAGCAAGGCGAUGCUGGUGUCGCCACAUGCUCCUUUAGAGUUGGUGUUGACAGCAGACUCUAAGCGUAAAGACGUGUCAGGACUGGUGUUAAAGAGUUGGAAAAGCGAUGUAGAACGGGUUUUUGGAUCUGGCGUCGAUUCUGCACAGGUUAAAACCCCAAACGGCGCGCUUUUGCACGUAAAAGCGCUAUUGGGAAAGAAGAUAGACGAUCAGUUCAAUGCCUACCAUAGAGCCCAUCCAGGUGUUGCUUUUGAAGGUACAGAGCGUGAUUCAGUAGCUUUGAAGAGUUUGGGCGGGGUUUACCCCGUGGAAGAAGUUGUUGGUAUGAAUUUAGAUGAGACUAUCGGUAGGGCCAACGCCAUGUUGCUGCAUGAGAAAUCUGCCAUGGAUAAAGUGGAUUCUGUUGCCAUUGCUAUCCCAGAGUACUUCACACAGGAUCAGAGAAUGGCACUGCUAGCAGGAGCCCAAUUGCCUCGUAAUGUCAAGACUGUUUUGGUGAACGACGGCUUGACUGUUGCCAUCAAUUUUGCGCUGAAGCAGCGGGACUUCCCAGCGGGCGAGAAAAAGCAUUUUGUUUUUUACGAUAUGGGGAGUGGCUCCACGCGUGCCUCGUUGGUCUCUAUCGAACAGCCCACAAACUUGUCCGAGCCCUUAGUCGUCGAGUUUAACGGGUACGGGUUCGACGCAGGGCUAGGUGGCUCUCAGCUCACCCAGAACGUUGCCGAUCUUUUGAAAAAUAAGUUCCUAGAACACCACCCAACCGUCAGAACGGAGGAACUCGAAAAUGACGCAAGAGCCUUGGUGCGUAUCCAUCAGGCCGCGGAAAAGGGGAAGUUGAUUCUAAGUGCGAACGCUGAUGCUUCCGUUAACAUUGAAUCUCUUCAUCAAGAUAUUGAUUUUAAGACCACGAUUACAAGACAGGAAUUUGAGCAGUUUUCUGAAGAUUUGAACAGUAGAAUUAUUACACCGGUUCUUGGAGCAUUGGAAAAUCAGUUCGGGGAUUCAGCGGUAACUCUAGGUGAUAUUGAGUCUUUGAUUUUGACCGGAGGAGCAACGAGAACUCCGUUGGUUCAAAAGCAGCUCUCCGAAUACUUUGGAGAUGAGCUCAUUGCGAAGAACGUCAAUGCUGACGAGUCAUCUGUUGAAGGAACAACUAUCCGUGGAAUCCAAUUAUUCAAGACUUUUCAAACAAAAGCCCUUGAUGUCAUUGAUCGCUCGAUAUUCACUUACUCGGCUGUUUUCAAUGAGAGUGGCACCCCUCUCGAGGUGUUUGCAGCUGGAUCCCAGUAUCCAAAUGUGACCUCAUAUUUAACUCCACCAGUGACCAACAUCACCAACUUCUCGAUUGAUUUGCGAGAAGAAGGCAAAAUCUUUAAAACACACACUAUCGACACACAACCCAUUACUAAAAAAUUUCAAGCUGAGAUGUGUCCUCAUGGAGUUGCUUACAAUGUGACUUUGUCGCUGUCGCAAGACCGGUUGUUCGACAUCGAUGGCGUGGAAGCGAUAUGUGUCAACAAUUCAAACACCGCCGCUGGAGUAUUCAAGAAACUUCUCUCUGGUUUCGAAACAAAUGACGAUGAGGCAUCUUCAGAAGGCGAAGAAUCAAGUAGAGGGGACAAAAUCAAAAGGCUAAAGACUGUGGAGAGUUUCCCUCACCUUAAGCCCAUGAGUACCAAAGAGAGCUUCACCCUCAGAAGUCACAUGGAAGACCUAAAUGAUAGGGACGCCAAACGCUUGAAAGUGCAAGAACUACUUAAUGUUCUUGAGAGUGCCCUGUACGAUGCGAGAAAUUAUCUUGAAGAAGACGACGUUGCUUCGGGUGGUCCAAGUGAAGAAGUCAGCAGCCUAGCGACUCUCGUUGAUGAGUACCUCGAGUGGCUCGAUGGCCAAGCAGACGACACUACUCCCGGGGAAUUGACAAAGAGGAUCAAAACGAUCACUUCUUUGAAAGGGAAGAUAGCCCUAUACUUAGAUUCAGCGGAUGAGCCUCUAGAUGCAAAUCACUUUGCGCAAAUGUACUCAAAUGGCAGCGAGCUUGUCAGGCAACUAGAGAAGAACAGACUUAUGGAAAACGAAACGCUAGAGGCACUUCGUGAGAGCUUCGCUCUUCUCGAAUUGGACGUCGUAAAGGAAUUCAAGAAACUGAGAGCACCACGUCAUUUAUCUCCUCCAAAACAUAAAUACAAAGACGUGAUGAAACGCAUGGAGACAGCUUUGGCGAAUGUUAACAAAUUCCAAGACCUCAAAUCUUUCGAUGAUGUGUCGCGCGAAAAACUGUUUGAACUAAAGCUGCAGUUUGAUUCUUCCUUUGAAGACCUAUCCAAGUGGUUGGAAUUCGAGCAAAGCGCUCAGAACUUUAGACUUAACGAAUUGGGAUCUCUUUACGGCAGACGCCAAAGAGUGAUAAAAAAGCGCGAAGAACGGAAGAAUCAGGCUUCCCAUUCACUUGAUGAAAACUUCAAUUCUACAACAUCUGGUGAACAGGAGUCAUCCUCCACUAGCACGCCUCUCGAACAUGAUGAACUGUAA